UACCAGUACACCCUCUCACGCAUACUGCGCGCGCGGCUGGAGUACCUGCGCGAGGCGUUCCAGAUCCGCGAGAACGACUACCUGGCGUUUGACGCGGUGCGGCAGGCGGCGCAGUGCGUGGGGCGCGUCAUACGCUCCAAGGCCGACUACGGGCUCAUGGUGUUUGCGGACAAGCGGUACCAGCGGCACGACAAGCGCGACAAGCUGCCGGCGUGGAUCACGCAGCACCUCAAGGACUCACACCUCAACCUGUCCACAGACAUGCUGCUGUGCAUCGCGCGCGACUUCAUGCGCGCCAUGGCCCAGCCG
Molecule: messenger RNA, 309 nt
Organism: Chlorella variabilis
Lineage: Eukaryota; Viridiplantae; Chlorophyta; Trebouxiophyceae; Chlorellales; Chlorellaceae
Exons: 3
Biological process (GO): positive regulation of mitotic recombination; transcription by RNA polymerase II; nucleotide-excision repair
Cellular component (GO): nucleus
Molecular function (GO): ATP binding; hydrolase activity, acting on acid anhydrides, in phosphorus-containing anhydrides; DNA helicase activity
Source: RefSeq, a predicted model, not a curated record